CAAACCAAACAGACGGAAGGUAAAGUUACAAUCAAAGCGGAGGAAUUCUAGUCAAACCGAAAGCAGAGCGACUCCAGCGGACUUCACAGCGAACAGAACCGGAAUACAUGCGAACAUUGCGGAGACCACGGAGCCUCAUUCACACGGCAGGACACCCUGGAAAAGACGGAGAAAUCUCAGGAGGAUGUUCAGUUCCGAGGAGUGGAGCUGAAAGUCGUUACGGCAAGAUGUGAGGCGCCUCGGGAGAAAGCGGAGACCGAGGCCAGCGGCAGGAUGUUGGUCCGGAGCUCGCUGAAGCGGACCCGGGCCAGAGUGACCCAUGCGGUGGUGGUGAUCUUCCUGGAGUUCUUCGCCUGGGGCCUGCUGACCACGCCCAUGCUGAAGGUUCUCCAUGAGACGUUCCCUCAGCACACCUUCCUGAUGAACGGCCUGGUGCACGGCGUCAAGGGCUUCCUGUCCUUCCUGUCGGCUCCUCUGAUUGGUGCUCUGUCGGACACCUGGGGCAGGAAGUCCUUCCUCCUCAUCACCGUCUUCUUCACCUGCGCCCCGAUCCCCUUCAUGAGGAUCAGCCCCUGGUGGUACUUUGCUCUGAUCGCCGUGUCGGGGACGUUCGCCGUGACGUUCUCCGUGAUCUUCGCCUACGUCGCUGACGUCACCGAGGAGCACGAGAGGAGCACCGCCUACGGCCUGGUGUCGGCCACCUUCGCCGCCAGCCUGGUGACGAGCCCGGCCAUCGGCGCCUACCUGUCCAGUCGCUAUGGGGACAGCCUGGUGGUGCUGGUCGCCACGGUGAUCGCGGUGACGGACAUCGCCUUCGUGUUCUUCAUGGUUCCCGAGUCGCUGCCAGACAAGAUGAGGUUGUCGUCGUGGGGGUUCCCCAUCUCCUGGGAGCAGGCCGACCCGUUCGCUUCGCUGCGGCGCGUCGGGAAGGAUUCUACUGUUCUGCUGAUCUGCGUCACCGUCUUCCUGUCCUACCUGCCUGAAGCCGGACAGUACUCCAGCUUCUUCCUCUACCUGAAGCAGGUCAUCCAUUUCUCCCCUGAAGCCAUCGCUGCCUUCAUCGCCAUGGUGGGAAUCCUCUCCAUCGUUGCUCAGACCGUCCUGCUCAGCAUUCUAAUGCGAACCAUCGGGAAGAAGAACACGGUUCUGUUGGGUCUGGGCUUCCAGCUGCUGCAGCUGGGCUGGUACGCCUUCGGGUCCGAGCCGUGGAUGAUGUGGGCAGCAGGAACCGUCGCUGCCUUGUCCUCCAUCACUUUCCCAGCAGUCUCUGCUCUCGUGUCGCACAACGCCUCCGCCGACCAGCAGGGCGUGGUCCAGGGGAUGAUCACAGGGAUCCGGGGUCUCUGUAACGGUUUGGGUCCGGCUCUCUACGGAUUCAUCUUCUUCCUGUUCAACGUGGAGCUGAGCGACGUUCCGGCAGCCGCAGGAACUCUGGACACACAGCACGCCGCCAUCCCGGGCCCUCCCUUUCUGUUCGGGGCGUGCGCCGUGGUCCUCGCCAUGGUCGUCGCCUUCUUCAUCCCGGAGAACCUCCGCCCCGCCGCCGGUCCGGCCGCCGCUAAACCCGCACACGCUCAGAACGGCGGCGCGGCGCUGGCCACGCCCACCAGCGACACCGAGGACAUCGAGCCGCUCCUGCAGGACAGCAGCAUGUGAGCGGGCGGCGGCCAAUCACUGACGCUGUUCAUGAGCUGCUCUCUCCUGAUUGGCUGAGACCAAAGGGCUGGGGGGAACAGCGCCCCCUCUGGACUCUCUGUUGGAGUUUCUCUGCUUCAUUAUGCACCUGCUGGCUCCACCCCCUCACGCCCCCGGUCACCAUGGCGACGGCAUCACUCCUGGAUCCGACGACGUUUUUACUUUUAGACAGAAUCUCCGUUACCAUGGUGAUGUCCAGGGAAAGCUGCGUUAGGUUCUGGACUCACGGUGUCGGGUCAAACUUCAGAACCUCGCCUGGUUCUGGAGGUUCUGUUUGACCUUUGACCUGACAGAACCACAGCUGAUGUUCGUGAAAGUCCGGUUGGGAUCCAUGUUUCUGGUUCUGGAACGUUUCUACCAAACAUCUGGACUGUUUUCUGGAGUCCGGUUCGGUCCGGUUUGCUUCCUGGUUCCUCCUGCAGCGUCACAGCGGAUCCUGUUUAACAGAACCGAGCAGCCCGAUCCAUUGCGUCUGGCUGACCCGGUUCCUGUAGCUCCAGAACCUCCAGAACCAUGCAGCUGUUGUCCAGAUGUCUCUGCUGCGCUUUAGUGCCUCUAACUGACCCGGUUUCUACCAACUGGGUUUUUCAGAACUUUGUGACGAUCUUAAUAAAGUUGUUUGAACCGAG
This is a messenger RNA of Gambusia affinis (western mosquitofish), 2324 nucleotides long. RefSeq names its product major facilitator superfamily domain containing 14Bb (gene slc71a2b). The record is from RefSeq and is a predicted model, not a curated record. Bases 274 to 1656 code for a protein of 460 amino acids. Gene Ontology annotation, biological process: transmembrane transport. The transcript is spliced from 12 exons. Gene Ontology annotation, molecular function: transmembrane transporter activity. Lineage: Eukaryota; Metazoa; Chordata; Actinopteri; Cyprinodontiformes; Poeciliidae.